CGGCAGCUGUGACAGCGGCCUAGGCGCACAGGAGGGCAGGGCAUAUAACGCGAACAUGCUGUCACUAUGCCGUGGCUCGCUUAGGCUUUGCCGAGCUACCUUGACGCACUGCUCCGGAAGGCCUGUAGCUUCCUCUCGCUGGGUAAGCAUGCAGGCCUACAGAACAGAGGAAAGGGGGCGGCCAAAUACCGCUGAAUACAGGCUGUACUUCAAGAAUUCAGAUGGCAAAUUCAUUUCACCAUUUCAUGACAUCCCUCUGCAUGCAAGAGCCGAACAGGACAGUGAUGUGCCAGCGAAGAAAUCAAAGAGUAAUUGGGAUAAGAAUGUGUUUAACAUGGUGGUUGAGGUACCUCGUUGGACAAAUGCUAAAAUGGAGAUUGCAACAAAAGAACUUCUUAACCCUAUUAAACAAGACAUCAAAAAAGGGAAGCUUCGCUAUGUUUCAAACAUUUUUCCUCACAAAGGUUACAUAUGGAAUUACGGCGCCCUUCCGCAGACCUGGGAAGAUCCCAAGCAUGUUGACAAUGAUACCAAGUGUUGUGGUGAUAACGAUCCAAUUGAUGUCUGUGAAAUUGGCUCCAAGGUUUGUGCAAGAGGUGAUGUCAUACAGGUGAAAGUGUUAGGAAUUCUCGCUCUAGUGGAUGAAGGCGAGACUGAUUGGAAGGUAAUCGCAGUCAAUAUUGAUGACCCGGAUGCUGAGAAGUUUAAUGACAUAGAAGAUGUAAGAAAGCACAAACCUGGCUAUCUGGAAGCAACUGUUGAUUGGCUUAGGACUUACAAAGUCCCUGAUGGGAAGCCUGAAAAUCAGUUUGGGUUUAAUGGAGAGUUUAAAGGCCAGGAUUUUGCUGUUGAAGUGAUUAAAUCUACUCAUGAAUACUGGAAGAAUAUGCUGCACAAAAAAUCAGAUAAAGGUGAAAUAGAGUGUAAAAAUGUAUCUGUAAGUGAAAGCCCCUUCUGCUGCCCUGAGGAUGAAGCUGCAUCCAUUGUUCAGUCUGCUCCUUCACCAGGAAGUCCGAAUAAAGUUUCCUCAGAUGUUGAUACAUGGCAUUUCCUUAACAAAUGAACUCUCUAACAAGUUAUUAGAGCUCCUUCUUCAAUUCAAGAAUAUAAUCAAGAAGAUAUAUUUUAUUUUUUUAAUAAAGUGGUUAUAAAAUUUAAGGCAGCAUUGUGUAAAUAAACACAUUCUCUUUUCGUUAACAA
Messenger RNA from Xenopus tropicalis (tropical clawed frog), 1200 nucleotides. RefSeq names its product pyrophosphatase (inorganic) 2 (gene ppa2). The record is from RefSeq and is marked provisional. Gene Ontology annotation, biological process: phosphate-containing compound metabolic process. Gene Ontology annotation, molecular function: magnesium ion binding; hydrolase activity; inorganic diphosphate phosphatase activity. Gene Ontology annotation, cellular component: cytoplasm. Lineage: Eukaryota; Metazoa; Chordata; Amphibia; Anura; Pipidae.